Molecule: messenger RNA, 1262 nt
Organism: Mytilus trossulus (common blue mussel)
Lineage: Eukaryota; Metazoa; Mollusca; Bivalvia; Mytilida; Mytilidae
Product: tetranectin-like protein
Exons: 6
Coding region: 117-761 (214 amino acids)
Source: RefSeq, a predicted model, not a curated record
CUACGCAAAACAUUCACCACGCACUUUGUUUUAACAUGCUAUCUUUAAAAGUAGCCACUUCAUUUGAAAAAUAAUCGUUCUACCAACAGGUCUGCCAUUACAAAUUGAGAAUUAUAAUGAAGUAUUGUUGUUUGAUUGUUUUCAUCUUUUGCACAAUUUUGUCAAAUGCCGGCAUUAUUUCUGGAAUAUGCAUCGGUACCUGUGGAACAAAAGGUGUUCCAUGUAAAGAAACUUUCGGGUCUAAUUGGACGUAUAACGGAAAAUGCUGCGAUGACCGACCAUGUUGCAAAUUUUUAAAAGCGCCAUGUGUUCCAGAAACUUGCCCAAAAGGGUUCAAGCUAUUAUCAAACCAAACAAGUAGUGUUAAUUGUUAUUACACUAGUGGUCAUAAGCAAGUUAACUGGAAUACAGCUGCGGAUAAUUGUGCCUCGACAGAUGGUGCCUACCUGUGGAGACCGAACACUGAACAAGAAGCCAAUGCUGUUCAAAAUGAAUUGAAUAUUCAUGAAGAUGUAUGGACUGGUGCAAAUGAUAUAGACAACGACGGAAACUUUACAUUUGCCAUAGAAAAUGGUUCAUUAUCAUUUAAUGAUCUCCCAUUUGGAGAGGGUAAACUUUAUGAUAAUUUAGCAAAAGUAUAUACACCAUACGUCGAUGAGACAGCAAACAAACAACACAAAAGAAGCGUCAUGCAGAGGACAGUACAUGGUGUCCAACAAUAUAUGUGUAUAGAAAGGUGGACAAAAAACGUAAAAGAUUAAUAUUGUUCAGUACUUGUCCAUUUAGUCUAUAACAUGAUAAAAAAAUGGGAACGAGUAGUUAUUUUCCGAAGGUGACCUACCGAAUUAGACUGAACUACAAACUUGUACUUACAUUUACAACCCAACAUGUGUCACUAGUUGGGCAGAAUCUUCUCACCCUUGCAGAGUACCUGAUAUCACCGCUUGUUUUUAUAUGUUAUAUUUCGUUUACUUUUAUUUUCUUUUGGUAGAAUUCCGUUUUUUUCUAUGGCAUUGUGAAUAGAUAUAAGAAGAUAGAUAUAUUAAAGUGUCAAUGAAACAACUCUCCAGCCAAACCACAUCAUAGGUCAAAUAACUGUCUUCAACACGGAGCAUUUGCUCACUCCAAACAAUAAGUAAUACAGUUUGUUUUCGACUAAUGGAUUUAAAAAACAAUCGUUUUGUAUAUUUUUUUAUUUUUUUUGGUUUUUUCUAAUGCAAUCAAAAUACGAAUUAACUCUUAAAAUGGUAUCAAUGAAUUGG